Molecule: messenger RNA, 3462 nt
Organism: Paramisgurnus dabryanus
Lineage: Eukaryota; Metazoa; Chordata; Actinopteri; Cypriniformes; Cobitidae
Source: RefSeq, a predicted model, not a curated record
CAUCUUACACAUUCACACACGGUGUUAUUACGCAUUUCGAGCCGAUACGCCGCUCGCGCUUCAGCGUAACUGACUAUGGCACGGCGGGACUCGCCUCCUCUCCUUCAACCCCCUGAACAGUAUGCGAGUCGCGGACCGACAUGACAGCGAACAACCGAGCCUCUCCUCCUUCACACCGGCGGCCGUGUGCGCUACCGAGGCGGGGAGCGGGAGUCCGGCUUCUCCGGUAUGCGGUGCUGGUGGCGGUGUGCGCGCUCUGCUACAGUAACUCUCUCUGGGGAGAGUUUGUGCAUGAUGAUAUAUGGGCCAUUACCAAUAAUCCGGAUGUCAGACCGGGCUCGAGCCUGCGGAGCAUCUUUACUAAUGACUUUUGGGGCAAACGGAUGGCUGAUAACACGAGUCACAAAUCCUACCGACCCCUCUGCAUCCUCACUUUCAAGUUAAACAUAUUGCUGGCCGGCAUAACCCCGUUCUACUUUCACCUGGUGAAUGUAUGUCUGCACUGCAUGGUCACAGCACUGCUCAUGCACACCUGUGAACAGUGUGUGUUCGAUGACGGCAACCUGUCCUUCCUUACCGCCUUUCUCUUCUCAGUGCACCCCAUUCACACAGAAGCAGUGUCUGGAAUUGUUGGGAGAGCCGAUUUGUUAGCCAGCAUGUUGUUCCUUCUGGCCUUUCUCUCCUAUAUUAGUUUUUUCAGGAGUGUGUCAGUAAACAGGACGGCUGACGCUUUCCCAUCGACAGUGUCGGUCCUGUCGCUGUCUCUCAGUCUGUUUCUGGGCACAUGCGCCAUGCUGGUGAAAGAGACGGGCAUCACUGUGUUUGGUGUCUGCGUGCUCUACGAUUUCCUGGUGAUCAGCCGUAAGCCCUUCAUCUUGCACCUGUCACACUCCAGGUUAAAGGAGCUCAUAAGAAAUUCCUCCCCAUUCAUCAAGCGUGUCUGUGUCGUCUCAUUACAUGUCAUAGUCAUCAUGUCUGUUCGCUUAUGGUUGAUGGGCGGCUCUAUGCCACUGUUUUCAGAGCAAGACAAUCCAGCCUCUUUUUCUCCGCACCUGCUCACAAGGUUUCUCACGUAUUGCUAUCUUCUCACCUUCAACGCCUGGCUCUUACUGGCGCCCAUAGUGCUUUGCUAUGACUGGCAGGUGGGAAGUAUACCUUUAGUAGAAUCUCUGUGGGAUGGACGUAACAUUGCAUCAUUGCUUCUGGCUCUGGUCAUGCUGGCGUUGAGCGUGUCCUGUGUUACACAUCUGCAGAAGAUGGAAGGGAAGGAGGUAUUAGUGGGCAUCCUCUUCCUGGUCUUUCCCUUCAUCCCAGCCAGUAAUCUGUUCUUCCGUGUGGGAUUUGUGGUGGCGGAAAGAGUUCUCUACAUGCCCAGUAUGGGCUACUGUGUUCUGGUGGUCCAUGGGUUGAACAGACUGUAUUCAAUGGUCAGUCGAUGGGGUGCAGCCGCACUUACUGUGUCCAUGCUGGUUGUUCUUCUUCUCUUCUCCUGGAAGACCGUCCAACAGAAUGAGAUCUGGCUCUCCAGAGAAGCCUUGUUCAGGUCUGGCAUUCAGACGUUACCUCACAAUGCUAAAGUUCAUUACAACUAUGCCAACUUCUUAAAGGACAGAGGAAGAAACCAAGAAGCCAUUUACCACUAUAAAACCGCCCUCAGUCUGUACCCACGACAUGCCAGCGCACUGAAUAAUCUAGGCACUCUGACUCAACAGGCUGAGGAGGCUGAAAUAUAUUACAGGAAAGCGCUGGACAUUAACCCUCAACACAACAGAGCUCUGUUCAACCUUGGAAACCUCCUUAAAUCACAGGGGAAGGAGGAAGAGGCAGAGAGGAUGUUACAGGAGUCCAUUCGGUUUGGUCCACAUUUCGCUGAUGCGUAUUCCAGCCUCGCCUCUUUGUAUGCUGACCAGGGACGUUCAAAAGAAGCAAAUGAGAUUUACACAAAGGGUAUUGAGAACUGUCCAGAGGGUUCUGACCUCCAUAAUAACUAUGGUGUGUUCCUGGUAUACACAGGUCAUGGGGAGCGUGCAGCGUUUCAUUACCAGGAAGCUGUCCGUCUUAAGCCGGCUCACUAUGUUGCCAUGGUGAACUUGGGCCGCCUUCUUCGCUCCUCCAAUGACAAUAAAGAGGCAGAACUGUGGUACAAAAGGGCCCUGCAGGUGGUUCGUAAAGUGGAUAUCUUGACCCCUCUUGGGGCUUUAUACUAUAACACAGGCAGAUAUGACGAAGCCCUGGAGGUGUACAAAGAAGCAGCCAAGUUGCAGCCGGACAGUACUGAUAUCUGGCUCGCUUUGGCACAGGUUUUAGCCAUGGCGGGUCGAUCUUCAGAGGCAGAGAAAAUGACCAUGGGCAUUAUUUUAAAGACGAGCAAGUGCAUUGAAUGUUACCGCUUGCUGUCCGCCAUCUACAGCAAACAAGGCAACCACACUGAGGCUUUAGAUGCUCUGAAAAAAGCCCUGCGGCAUAAACCGUUAGACGCUGCAGUGCGGGCAGAGCUGCAUUUCUCGAUGGGUAACCAGCUCAGAGAGAUGAAUGAUCUUGACCAAGCCUUCCAGAGCUACAAGCUUGCUGUUGAGCUGAAACCCGACCAAUCGCAAGCUUGGAUGAACAUGGGCGGCAUUCAACAUAUCAAGGGAGACUAUGCUGCAGCAAGAAUGUACUACCAAAGAGCCCUUUUACUCUCACCCGACUCAAAACUGCUGAAGGAAAAUCUGGCCAAGCUGGAUAGACUGGAGAAAAAAAUACAUGGGACCUAAAGGAAUGAUGUGACUUGAGCUAAUGGCCAAAUCACAGAAGAGAAGUGACCAAGAGAGAUGGGUAGGCGUGGGGGCAAACUAGGACAUGCAAACUACAGCUUUCAGGACUCAGGAGAUGAUAAAUGGCUGCUCUCAGCCCCCCAGACUCUGUAAGAGGUAGUCUUGAACUUAACCAAUCCAAAUGGCUGAUGUUUUUAAGCCUCUCCAUCCAGGACUGGACCGCACAGAUACCUCUGACCUCAGCGCAUCACCGCGGUUAUCUUUCGGAGCCACAUGUCCUUCUCAACAGCUGUUAGAGAUAACUGAUGCUUCUGUGGGUGGUCUGCUUUUAUUUUGCAUUUUGCGAGUGAUUUAAAUGCUAUUAUUGUUGAAUGUAUCGUGAACUGAAGGCAUAUUGACCUGUGCAGUGAAUUACAUAUCAAGAAUCACCAUAAGCUGUAAUACUGAAGACUCUUAAUAUUCAAAUCCCAACAUAUCCUUGAACUGGGUCACCACGUCAUUAAAUGGAUUUUAAUCUUUUUUUAUUGGUGGCCAAAAUUUGUUAUGCGGUACUUUCGAUUAUACCGUAAUCUUUGCACUUACAUUUGGUUGCCAUAGAAACAGUCAUCAAGAACAUUUCUUGAAUUCAGCAGCCGUGCUAAACAUGUCAUACCAAGAAACCAAUAAGAAGUUAUGUAUCUUUAUUUAAUAAAUAUCAUCAAGUAUC